This is a messenger RNA of Sinocyclocheilus anshuiensis, 3570 nucleotides long. RefSeq names its product retinoic acid-induced protein 2-like. Gene Ontology annotation, biological process: animal organ development. Gene Ontology annotation, cellular component: nucleus. The transcript is spliced from 2 exons. Lineage: Eukaryota; Metazoa; Chordata; Actinopteri; Cypriniformes; Cyprinidae. The record is from RefSeq and is a predicted model, not a curated record. Bases 291 to 2003 code for a protein of 570 amino acids.
ACAUCCGUCGCGCUUUACGGUGAAACGCGCGACACAGGCCUGCGUCCGCCACCGUAAACCGACAGACACAGCGGAUCUUUCGCGUCUCGUAUGAGGCACACGAGCAGCCAAACCCUUCUUCCAGCGGAAACCGAUGUGUCAUGACAUCGAUCGGGGAGAAAACGAGGAGAAUCCAGGAAUAACGCGCGACUCCGGAGCGACAUUAUAUUCAUUCCGAGGGUUUGUGCUGAAGAAAACCAUGAAAUCCUCUACUUGCAGCACCUGAAAGAGAUUUACAUAAUCAAGACCCGAUGGAAGAGCCGUACAAAGAUUCUGUAGCCGUAGACAUGGCAAACCCUGAGGAAGAGGUCUGCAAUGGUGGAUCCGCCGCCACUGAUGCAGUUGGGAAACUGGAAGGGGAGACCACUCCAAUUAUUUCACCCGAGACAUGGAAUGUCAGCUCUCCAACCAUCACAAGGCGAUCCCCGUCGCCCCUGCUAACGAUACAAGCCACCCCGGUGGUGACCCCGGCUGCUGAGUCUCCCAACGGUGUUGCCCUGAAGGUUGCUACAACUGUGCUCCAGCCAAUCUGCUUAGGGGAGAGUCCAGUAGUAUUGCCAAUCCUUGCUGGACCAGCUGCCCCUCAAGUCGGACAAUCAGGGGCCACUUCGUACCUGAUGACUAGUCAGGGUCCUGUGUCCCUACCUCUGGUCUUGGAACAACAAGUCCUCCAACAUUUGAAUCAUCAAUUGCUUCAACAAACAGCAACUUGUCCUGCCCUGCCGCUGCAGAACAGCAUCCUGUGCCAGAACCCUUCUCUUGCUUUUGGAGCACCUCCAGUCCUGGACCAGAAAGGCACAAGUCCAGUGUUGGAUACUAGUCUACUGACUCUUCUUCAGAACCCUAACUUUGCAGCCAUCCUGCAGGACCUCUUCCCUGGCCAAGGCAACUCUUCUCCCACUUGCCACCCAACGUCUUCCCCGCAAGUUGACCUUGCCUCUGCGUUCUUUCCUCCUCUGCCUCUCUCGCACCCCUACAGCUCUCCACUAGCCCCUCUGGUGCCUCCAGCCACCUUGCUCGUCCCCUAUCCUGUUGUGAUCCCACUUCCAAUGCCUCUUCCAAUCCCAGUGCCAAUCCCAGUCCCGGUCUCCACUUGCAAGGACUCCAAGGUAGAGGUAGACGUCCCUAAACCGGCUUGUACUUCAAGCAAAAGCACACAGACUUCACCUAGUGACAUCUCCCCUCAUUUGACAUUUACCAGCAAGGAAAUGGCAGUAGUCCAACAGUCUCUUCGCUCUUGCUCGUCCCCUGUAGUGACAGAUGGAGAAGUGCUAGAUUUAUCCAUAAGGGCACCUCAACCUUCAAUCCAUGUUGAUGUGCCACAAGGGAUCCAGCCAUUUCAGCAAGACGGUGUCCUUGAUUUGUCUAUACCUAGUAUAAGAAAGACAUGCAUCCAGACUUGUAGCACAUAUGGGCCAUUGGCCCAGGAGCGGGAGAGGGUGUGCCACCUGGGGGACAAUGUUAGCAGUGGGGCUUUGGCUCUUGGGGUUCUCCGGCCAGUAGAAUGCACGCCGAAGCUAGACACCAAGCUGCUAAGUGGUUUAGCAUCUCUAGAGUUCAGCAGACAGCACAAGUGGGUGGUAGAUAGCGGUCACGGUAGCACAGUGGCUGGGGCGCUACAUGACUCUGCGCUCACCGGAAGCGGCAACAUCGAGAUCGUCAGCACGUCGCAGACUGCCAAAGUCAUCGUGUCGGUCAAAGACGCCAUGCCUGCCAUUUUCUGCAGCAACCUAAAAGGAUUAUCAGGCGUUUCUACAAAGAACUUUUCCAUCAAACGUGAUGCCAGUCAAGGGGGCUUCGCCACACUUCCCAGGGUCCCAGGGGAUCAGCGAGGAGAAUCCAGUGACCCGCUCAAAAAGAUCUCUAAAAACAGAGGCAUCAAACUGAAGAAAGUAAGCUCCCAGGAGAUUCAUAUACUGCCCAUAAAGAAGCAGCGACUGGCGGCGUUUCUGCCCAGAAAAUAACACAUGCUCUCUUGAGAGUGAGAGUGAGAAGGGAAAACCAAGGACAUGAGCAAUGAAACCGCUACUGAGGUGUAGCUAGGUAAAUAACUACUUUGAAAAAAGCUGGUCUGAGAAAUUUAACCAGGGUAUGAUGAUGAUAAAUGCAUUCCUGGCAGAAAUAAAGCCUAAAGCUUGUUCUCCAAGCUGUUCAAAUGAUUUAGACUGAUGCUAGCCGCCUCUGGUCUGACGGUUGGCAUUUGAUCCAUUCAUUAUAAAGCAAGUCGACAGGAAAAUGCUCCAAGUAUAAAAGAACCAAUCUGAAUUGCCUAAACUGCACUACUACUGAUAUUUUUUAGCAUUAACGCCAGAAUCGACUCCCUUCCUAUGCAUUUUGAUUUCGGUCACACAUCCUCAUGAAUGAUUCAUCACGCGUAAUCUGCAUUGUCAUUAAUAUGCAUGAGAUCUGUUUUGAAACCUGGCCAGCUGUCAGUGAGAAACGCAACGUGUAGCCCUGACAAAUUCUCCUCUCGCUAAUAUGAUGAAUUCUUGCUCUCCUCUCGCUGUUUACACUUGGAGUGCAAGACAUUUCGCAUUUUUGGUCCUAAUGAACUGUAGAAGGGAACCGUGACCUUUUGCUUCCCUAAUCACUGUAUUAAUCAGUGGGGCACUGGAGCGGAGCAUCCUCUUUGAAGAACAGGGAGGGGUAAGCAGUUAGCAUGGCAGCCUGAUAAUGACUUGGCAAAGCCCAGUUCUCGGUUUCAUUAAGUCUGAUGAUUGGAGGAAAUGGUUGUCAGUAGCAACAAAGCAUAGUUUUCAUCAUCCUCCCUUUGGGGGGCAAAAAGCCUCCCUUCACCCGCCCCAAACUAAAUUAAAACUAAAUAAUCAUUGGGGGUUCGUCCCUAACGACAACAAAUCUGAGUGAAAUGGCUUAUUAAUGCUGUUUUUAUGGCCGUGGGUUCAACUCGGGAGUCAUUUUUUAGGUUAUAGUCAGCCAGCUGUGUGAACACAAGGAGAGUUUCCCUUGCAACAGUGUACAGAUUUGAAUGAUCCUAAUAUACCUUCAGUGUUUUAGAUGGUGAAUUGCCGACAAUGGACGUGAAGAGUUCAAAAUUAAACAUCUAUCCCUCAGCAAGCAUUAAGAUCAGUUUUCCUUCUCGGGUGAGCCUGGUUUUCUUUAUACAUGUUACUUGUCAUGUUGUGCAAAAUUCAUUGGUGUAUGUUAUUCUUGUGUUUAUUUAAUCUUUGAUGAAAAUGAAGAACUUGGGUGAUGUCAGCAAAGUUGCACAAGCAAUUGGUUAAUAUUAAGGCUGUUUAGUCGAUGUUUUAAGCUACUGUUGCAGUCUUGCUAAUAGAUAAUGCAGAAAAUUUAAUGCCAAGUAACAUUACAGGAUAAAAGGUUAUGGCAAUAAUGAUAGAAUUAGAAGUGUUACCAUUUGAAUAUGUGGAGAUGCUCGAGGGUGAACUUGACAUUCAGUCCCAGUCAAAACACCUCUUCAAAAGUGUGUGCUGGUGAUUUUUACAAUCCAUUGCAAACUCCCCUUUAGGUCUGGCCUCAUUCCCCUGCUUGAUCAAAUACAUUUUUAAUGGA